Messenger RNA from Gadus chalcogrammus (walleye pollock), 2427 nucleotides. It is a transcript of the gene spa17, whose product is annotated as sperm autoantigenic protein 17. The transcript has 7 exons. The coding region runs from base 85 to 2427 and encodes 780 amino acids. Lineage: Eukaryota; Metazoa; Chordata; Actinopteri; Gadiformes; Gadidae. Gene Ontology annotation, molecular function: calmodulin binding. The record is from RefSeq and is a predicted model, not a curated record.
AACUGAUGUUGACGUGCUCUCUAGUGUCUCACUGCUACUCAGUUGUUUAAGGCGAUUUAAAAGCCCUACGUGGUCUGAGAGAGGAUGGCUGUACCUUUCUCCAACACACACCUACGAGUUCCUCGUGGGUUUGGCUCCAUCCUGGAGGGGCUGGCGAGGGAAGUGUUGAGAAACCAGCCUGAAGACAUCCCUACUUAUGCCCUUCUUUACUUUGAAGGCCUUCUUAAAGAAAGAGAAGAGAGUGGCUUGGACCCUGCUGAGUGGGCGGCAAAAAUCGAGGACAGAUUCUACAACAACCAUUCAUUUAAGGCUAUUCCACCUGCAACAGAUGUUACAUCCAACACUGAAGAAAGGUCAAAAACUGAAAAUCAAGAAAGUGUUCAAGUAGCCUCACCCCACACAAGGCACCCUGAUGGUUUCACUGAAUAUGUUCAAGAAGAGAGUGAUGAUCGAGGAACAGUAGAGAAGGUCAAAACUGAAGAGGAGCUCUCACCAGAAGAGUCAGAUGACAUACUCCAAGUUGCGGGUGUUAGCAGUGAAGAUUGUGGCAGGGAAAAAGAGGAUGAAGAACAAACGCUUUUCACUGCAUAUGAUAAAGUUGAUCAGGAAUUGAUAGAAAGUGACAUCCAGUUUUCGACAGACAAAGAUAUCAGUCAGUCUGAAUUGGAUAACACUAGUUUGUUAUUAUCCCGAGGCGAUUCCAUGAGAGAUGUGUGCGCUGAUGAGUUACAAACAAUUGAACACGGCGAAAAACCACCCAUACAAGAACAAGAGAACAAUUUAUCAGGUGACGAGAUUAGAGACACAUCGGACAUCGACCAAAGUGCUGAUGCUGGAAAUGUUAGACAGGAGUUUCCAUAUUCUGGGCUAGCAGAUGUGGAUGUGUGUGCUGAGGAACUUCAGCAGACAGACAAAGCAAAUGUGGUAGAUGAUUACCAUAAAGCACCUUCUACCAAAGAGGAAGACCUUCCUGGGGGCUUAUCGCUGUCCCAAAACCAAACACAAACACCUUCCCUAGAAGAUAUGGAACCUCAGGAGAAGAAAACACUGGAGAACCAAGAACUAAUUGAGACACAUCCUCUAGAAACCCAUGAACUUGUACUUUCCACAGGAAAUGCUGGUCACCAUACGAAGGAAAUUGAGAAUACGUUAGCUACUGAUGCUGCUCCUCAGGAGGAGGCCUUAGUUGAGAUUAACUUUGAUGAUGUCCCCGAAGUUCACCAGAUAGUUGAGACUGAAGGUCAGACAGAAGACGGAUCUUCGGUCUUGGAACACAGUGAGCAGCGACCAGAGAGCCAGUUGGAUGAGGACAUCGUUGGGGCUCGGUCUGGUCAUGGGGAAGAUGGUUUACAAUACAGUGAUGAGCCCACCUCUGAAACAGAGGGACAAGAGAAGGAAGUGAAGGCCGAAAGGGAGGAAAUAGACGACAAUGAGGCUGCAGACAUCAGCCUGAAGUUGGACACAAGUGAACUAGCCUUGAGCAAUAUUGGUUACAAAGGAGAUUUAGAUGGAACAAUUUUAUCAAGCAAGGCCACUGCAGGUUUGACAAAUCUUGAGCUAAAAACUGAUUUUGAUAACGAUGAUGAAACAGACAACGCGGACGCAAGUGAAGUUGAAAACCAGGGCAAUAAGGAUCCUGAAAGACUGAACGCAUCCAAUGAGACAGACGAUCCACCAGAAGACGCCAUUGAUGAUGAGAAGCGAGAAAUCAGUCGAGGGGUCAUAGACGACGCACAAGGACAGUUCAGCGUGAUGGAAGAGGGGCUUCCUUCUGAAUUCGAUGAUGGUAACGCUGGAAUAAAAUCGAACGAAUCCGAACCGGAAAAAGGACAGGAGGAAGUGGCUGAGGUGAUGGCAGUAGAGGAGAAUCCGAUGGAGAUGAAGGAAAUAGCUCUGGCACCUGUGGAGCCACAGCCUGAGGACACUAUGGAGGAGAUAGAGGACGCAGUGGUGAUGCCGCGGACCAGCGGGGCAGAAGACCGGGCUGAAGAGGUAGUGAUUGAUGAACAAGGACAAGGAAGGAGCAAUGGCGUGGGGGAGGGGUCCAUAGAAAGCUUCCACCUCGGUGCAGGUCAGACACAUGAUGACGUCUACCAAGGGGACCAAAGGCCGCCGGAGACUGAGAAUGACGUCGUGGAUCAGGGGACCAAGGAUGAGGACAAGGAGGGGGAGUGCAGCAGACCCCAGGAGGAGGAGGAGGACAUCAUGGACAUCCCCCUCGACGACCCUGAAGCCAACAAGGCCGCCGCCAAAAUCCAGGCCGGCUUCCGCGGCCACAUGACCCGCAAGAAGAUGAAGCCGGAGGAGAAGGCCGAAGGGGAGGAGGUGAGCACUGGGGAGGCACUCGGCGGCAGCCAGGGGGGCACAGAGACAGGAGGAGCGGGGGCAGUAGAGGGAGACGACAACACAUCUGUACCAGAGCAGUGA